AUGAGUUCGUACUUCGUCAACUCGCUCUUCUCCAAGUACAAGAGCGCGGACUCGCUGCGGCCAAACUACUACGAGUGCGGCUUUGCGCAGGACCUGGCGGCGUCCACGCGGCCCACGGUGGUGUACGGCCCGGGCUCCGGAGCCUCCUUCCAGCACGGCGCGCAGAUCCAGGACUUCUACCACCACGGCGCGUCCCCGCUGCCCGCCAAUCCCUACCAGCAGAGCCCGUGCGCGGUCACGUGCCACGGCGGCGAGCCCGCCAACUUCUACGGUUACGACGCGCUGCAGCGGCAGACGCUGUUUGGCGCCGCGGCCACGCAGGACGCAGACCUCAUCCCCUACGGAGACUGCAAGCUGGGCGGCGGCGCGCCCGCAGGACUCGGCGGCGGCGGCGGCGGCGACGACGCGGACGGCACCGAGCAGAGUCCGUCGCCCACGCAACUCUUCCCGUGGAUGAGGCCGCAAGUAGCUGCGGGCAGGAGGCGAGGCCGGCAGACGUACAGCCGCUACCAGACGUUGGAACUGGAGAAGGAGUUCCUGUUCAACCCCUACUUGACCAGGAAGCGGCGCAUCGAGGUGUCGCACGCGCUGGCGCUGACGGAGCGGCAGGUGAAGAUCUGGUUCCAGAACCGCAGGAUGAAGUGGAAGAAGGAGAACAACAAGGACAAGUUUCCCAGCAGCAAGAGCGAACAGGAGGCGGUGGAGAGGGAGAGGAGGGAGAAGGAGCUGCGGGAGGGCGGGGCAGGUGGAGGCGUAGCUGAGGUUGGAGGCGGAGCUGAGGGAGGAGGCGUGGUCGUGGUGCCGGUGGCGGGGACGGCGGGCUCGCAGGCCAACCUCAGCGACGACUGCUGCGACAAAACUCACAAGAUGUAGGAGAGCGGACGGACAAGAUGGCGGAGAUCUUCUGCUCCGCCUCUCCACUUCGCU
Molecule: messenger RNA, 927 nt
Organism: Entelurus aequoreus (snake pipefish)
Lineage: Eukaryota; Metazoa; Chordata; Actinopteri; Syngnathiformes; Syngnathidae
Product: homeobox protein Hox-B8a-like
Exons: 2
Coding region: 1-873 (290 amino acids)
Biological process (GO): regulation of transcription by RNA polymerase II
Cellular component (GO): nucleus
Molecular function (GO): DNA-binding transcription factor activity, RNA polymerase II-specific; RNA polymerase II transcription regulatory region sequence-specific DNA binding
Source: RefSeq, a predicted model, not a curated record